Neodiprion virginianus is the source of this 1155-nucleotide messenger RNA. RefSeq names its product histone H1-like. Gene Ontology annotation, biological process: nucleosome assembly. The coding region runs from base 63 to 752 and encodes 229 amino acids. Lineage: Eukaryota; Metazoa; Arthropoda; Insecta; Hymenoptera; Diprionidae. Gene Ontology annotation, molecular function: DNA binding; structural constituent of chromatin. The transcript has a single exon. The record is from RefSeq and is a predicted model, not a curated record. Gene Ontology annotation, cellular component: nucleosome.
GUUUUGUUCGCAUCUAAAUAAUUGCUCUCAAGUUAAUUCGACAUCAAUAAUAAUCCGCAGUAAUGGCAGACAAGGUAGCAUCACCUGUAGCAGCCGCUACUCCAACCAGUCCGGCUGUACAAGCGAAGAAAGGUGCCGCUGCUCUGAAAUCGCAGAAACCUCGUACCAAGCCGGCGCAUCCUCGUACGUCUGAGAUGGUCAACUCUGCAAUUUCUACUCUGAAGGAACGCGGAGGUUCAUCUCUGCAGGCUAUUAAGAAGUACAUCUCAGCUACGUACAAGAUCGACGGAGAAAAACAAGCACCUUUCAUCAAGAAAUAUCUGAAGGCUGCUGUCAGCACUGGGGCUUUAGUUCAGACCAAGGGCAAGGGAGCUUCUGGCUCGUUCAAGAUUUCUGCUACGAAGAGUGAGACUUCCAAACCCAAGGUAAAACCAGCAGCACCAAAACCAGCUGUACUCAAGAAGAAGGCUGCCCCCUCAGCCGUUUCUUCUAAUAAGAAGGUGAGCGCCGCCAAGAAAGCAGCUGCAGCCAAAAAAACCGGCGCUGCUAGUAGUGUUGUUACAAAGGAAAAGCGCAAAGUCGCUAGAUCCCCGGCCGCCAAACCACCAAAAGCAAAGAGCUCUUCCAAGGCCAAGAAAGUCGCUAAAGCACCUACAAGCAAGCCUAAAGCACCGAAACCGAAAAAGGCAACAGCUGCCCCGAAAACCGCCAAGCUAGCACCGAAGAAGGCGGCUGCUCCUAAAAAGAAGUAAAUCGCUUCGAUUUGCAGGCGUCAUCUACAAUAGCAGUGAGCAGCAGCAGCAAGCAGCAGCAUCAACACAAAAAAAACGGUCCUUAUCAGGACCAUCAAAAAUUUUUUGCAAAACAAAUUUGAUCGUACGCACGUUUUCAUGUUGAUGGUGUGUACAUAAAAUUUAUGCCAAACAUUUUGGAAAUCGUUAUUUUGAAGAGCAAAUUACGAGUUAUAAAUUAUCCGUAUUGCCGAUACUAGGUAGUUGCUAAAAUCAGACGAAAAUUUAUUUCCGUUGUCUUCAUAGAUCUUCGAUAAACUAUCAAAUCUUAUAGCCAGCGAGUCGAUUCGCGUUCACUAAAACGUCAGGAAGUAGUAGAUCCGUCGAUUGCUAGCAUUAUAGGGUUUUCCCUAAACAAAAAUGA